AUGGUACCAUUCGACUCAGCUCGCCGAGACGAAUCGAAUGGUAUAUAUUUUGACCCGUUUCUGAGUGGGCCACCGGCUAAAGUACAGCCAACAAUCGGCUCUUUUCCUUUAUUUUCGCUAUCAUUAUUCAGUGAAUUGACAUUUUCUGAUUUUGACUCAUUUUUUAGUAUCUUCGUUUGAUUUCCUUUAAUUUUUUCUUUUUUAGUUUUGUAGUAAUUUUGGUUUCGUUUUCGUAGUUUUUCUUUGUUAUUUGCCUGAUAAUGUUUAGAUUUUUCUUUCAACUCCUCUUUGUUCACCUUAUAAUAAUUUUUACUUUUUUCAAUUACCUUUUCUUUGUUAAUUUUAUACCAAUUUCUCUUUCUUUCAAGUAUACUU
Messenger RNA from Meloidogyne enterolobii, 375 nucleotides. Lineage: Eukaryota; Metazoa; Nematoda; Chromadorea; Rhabditida; Meloidogynidae. The record is from the annotation of a GenBank genome assembly.